UCGAUUCGUACCUCACAAGACAUCAAGACACACAGGCCGGCUUCUCUCUCCGAAAAAUGGCAACUAUCUCGAUCGUUGAAUACACGCCCUUCUCCGACCACCGCGAAUUCACUGUCCUCUUCUUCGGGACUCCCGUCAAAGUUACUGUUACCAAGACGUCCUCUGUGGUCCGUAGCUGGCUUCACACGGUCUUCUAUCGUUACCGUCGCUUUUAUCACAGGAGCCGCCUAGUGGUAGGCCUGGGCGUCCAAUGGACCCCGUUCUCAGGCCCAAACUCACCGGCCGACACUCUCCAACUCUGCGUUGGACAGCGAUGUCUGAUCUUUCAUCUUUGCAACGCCGACACUGUCCCGCGCAAACUCCGGCGGUUCCUGUUAGACCCACAAAUCACAUUCGUCGGGUUCUGGAACAGUAUGGAUGCAAGAAAGUUGAGGGAUUCCUGGCAUGAUUUACAGGUCCAUAGUCUGCUUGAUCUGAGGAAGCAUGUGAAAACUGAUUUUGGAGAGAGCCUGGCAGGGGCUAGUGUAGAGAAGAUUGUGAAGGAGUUUUUAGGAUUUGAUGGGGUGAGAUUGGACAGGGAGAUUAGCAUGAGUUACUGGAAUGCUUAUGAGCUUACCCAUAAACAGGUUUUGCAGGCUUGUGUUGAUGCUCACGUGGCCUUUCUGAUUGGGAAAAACAUUAGGGCUUGGGAGAUUGAUGAAGAUGAUACUGGUACGGAUGUAUUUCUGGUUGAUACUUAUUCGGAUGUAUUUCUGGGUUUUUAGUCCUUCCACAUUACUUUUUGCCGUUUUGGUUAUUUUGAAAAGCUCUAUGAAGUAUGAACCUAUUUGAACAGGAUUGUAAUACGUUCGCCCUCCAUUUUGGUUAUUAUCAACAGCCUGGUGAACCCUUUUGGAUAGUUUUGGUGAAUCAAUCAGCGAUUGAUGUAAAAGUAGACUAGAUUUUGUUUCUGUUCAUGAGGACUGUUAUCUUUUUUACAUUGAUAUGAGCACUAAGUUUCCCUGGUUCUCUUUGA
Messenger RNA from Tripterygium wilfordii, 1015 nucleotides. RefSeq lists its product as uncharacterized. Bases 57 to 764 code for a protein of 235 amino acids. Lineage: Eukaryota; Viridiplantae; Streptophyta; Magnoliopsida; Celastrales; Celastraceae. The transcript has a single exon. Gene Ontology annotation, cellular component: cytoplasm; nucleus. The record is from RefSeq and is a predicted model, not a curated record. Gene Ontology annotation, biological process: nucleobase-containing compound metabolic process. Gene Ontology annotation, molecular function: nucleic acid binding; 3'-5' exonuclease activity.